GUUUUUGGGCUCAAAUUAGGCCCAGCUUUUCGGUUUUUGGGCUCGGCCUAUCUUCUACUUGGUUUCUCCCCUAUUCCGUCUUUCCCAAAACCCCUUGAAACUAAACCCUAAUUCUUCACUUUACCGUCCGGAUUUGAAAUCGGUUACACUUCAGAAAUGAAGCUUGUUCACGUAGCCUUUCGAUCCGUUAAUACUUACAUAUUACAUAAAUCUUAUCGAUCCACCAUCACCAGAGCAAUAUCUACAAACCCAUAUUCAGGCAAUGAUGGUAACAACACAAGUGAGACUGCUGAUGAGUUUGAGCGCCGGAUAUUCGGUGGCGUAUCGGGGAACAGUUCAAGUUCAGAUUCUUUUUUCCGAAAGCUGGAUAAAAUGGAGAAGGGUUGGAAUAGGUCUGCUUGGUCAAGUAAUUUGAACGGAGGGAAUAGUUCAUCAUAUAUGGAUGGUUUGGAUGACAGUUUUGAUACUCUAUCCGAUGGAAUGGAUGGUAAGUUACAGAAAGCUGCAACGUAUUUUGAGUUCGAUCCGGAAGAAAUUGCAAAGGAUGAUUACGCUUAUCGGCCGGAUGUCAGUUUUCAGCCUGGAACGACUUAUACAAUUAAGGAUCUUGAUAUUACGAAGCCAGGAGUACGAAGACCACCCAGAAGGCCCCAGUUUGAAACAUCAACAGAGGAAGUUCUAAGAAAAGCUGAUUUCAGGAAUGUCGCAUUUCUUGCAAACUUUAUAACAGAAGCUGGAAUCAUUAUUAAGAGGAGCCAGACUGGCAUUAGUGCCAAGGCUCAGAGGAAGGUUGCAAGGGAGAUCAAAACAGCCCGAGCAUUUGGACUAAUGCCAUUCACAACUAUGGGAACAAAAUCAUUUGUUUUUGGGAGAACGAUGGAGGAUCUUGAUCGGGAUUACGAAUAUGAGAUUUAUGACAGUCAAAUGGAUGGUGAUGUUGAUGGAAAAGAUCAGUUUUGAGCAUAGUAUCUUGUCAAUAUAUAAAUCUUAGACUUUUGCAGAGAGUCUAUCAAUGGAUAAUAGGCUAUUUAUUUGAUUCCAUGUAUGUUUCUUGCUUUCACAAACAUAGCAAAUGGCCUAGAUUUUAAAGUUGAUAGGAAAUUUGAUUCGGCCGAAAGAAUUUGAUCAUUGGUACUAUUGUGGUGUAAACACAAGGUAUUUAACUUAAAAGAAAAUUAUUCACUCAA
This is a messenger RNA of Mangifera indica (mango), 1187 nucleotides long. RefSeq lists its product as uncharacterized. The coding region runs from base 157 to 960 and encodes 267 amino acids. NCBI's taxonomy places the organism in Eukaryota, Viridiplantae, Streptophyta, Magnoliopsida, Sapindales, Anacardiaceae. Gene Ontology annotation, biological process: translation. Gene Ontology annotation, molecular function: structural constituent of ribosome; small ribosomal subunit rRNA binding. The transcript has 6 exons. Gene Ontology annotation, cellular component: mitochondrial small ribosomal subunit; ribosome. The record is from RefSeq and is a predicted model, not a curated record.